Molecule: messenger RNA, 1377 nt
Organism: Neomonachus schauinslandi (Hawaiian monk seal)
Lineage: Eukaryota; Metazoa; Chordata; Mammalia; Carnivora; Phocidae
Gene: RHAG
Product: Rh associated glycoprotein
Exons: 11
Coding region: 1-1377 (458 amino acids)
Biological process (GO): ammonium homeostasis; ammonium transmembrane transport
Cellular component (GO): plasma membrane
Molecular function (GO): ammonium channel activity
Source: RefSeq, a predicted model, not a curated record
AUGAAGCUCUUAUUCCCUCUCAUGGCCAUUGUACUGGAGGCUUUCAUGAUUGCUUUAUUUGGAUACUUUGUCAAGUAUGAAACGGAGCAGAACACUAUCCAACAGCUCAACAGCACCAACACAACAAAAGUGGACAGAUCCCUUGAGUUACAUCCUCUAUUCCAAGAUGUGCAUGUAAUGAUAUUUGUUGGGUUUGGCUUCCUUAUGACCUUCCUGAAAAAAUAUGGCUUCAGUAGUGUGGGCAUCAAUCUACUCAUUGCUGCAUUGGGCCUCCAAUGGGGCACUUUUAUUCAGGGGAUCAUGCACCACCAUGGACAGACAAUUUACAUUGGAAUCAAAAACAUGAUAAAUGCAGACUUCAGUACAGCCACAGUCCUGAUUUCUUUUGGAGCUGUCCUGGGAAAAAUAAGUCCAGCCCAAAUGCUGAUCAUGACAAUAAUAGAAAUCACUGUCUUUGCUGGCAAUGAAUAUGUGGUUGGUGAGGUAUUUAAGGCCUCUGACAUCGGAGCAUCAAUGACAAUCCAUGCUUUUGGGGCCUACUUUGGCUUGGCGGUAGCAGGUGUCCUAUAUCGGCCAGGCUUGAGAUGGGGGCAUGAGAAGGAGGAGUCUGUGUACCACUCAGAUUUGUUUGCAAUGAUUGGGACUCUUUUCCUAUGGAUGUUCUGGCCCAGCUUUAAUUCAGCCAUUGCUGAAACUACAGAGCAACAGUACACGGCCAUCGUAAAUACGUACUUCUCCCUUGCUGCCUGCGUGCUCACAACCUAUGCAUUUUCCAGCUUCGUGGGGAAGAGAGGCAAGCUCGAUAUGGUUCACAUUCAGAAUGCAACCCUGGCUGGAGGAGUUGCUGUGGGGACCUGUGCGGACAUGGAGAUUCAGCCGUAUGGUGCUAUGAUCAUUGGGGGCAUUGCGGGAAUUGUCUCUGUGCUUGGGUUCAAGUUCCUGACUCCAUGUCUUACUGAAAAACUGAGAAUCCAUGAUACAUGUGGUGUUCAUAACCUGCAUGGCUUACCUGGUGUGAUAGGAGGCCUCGCAAGCAUUGUGGCGAUAGCCUUGGGAGCAUCUAAGGGGUCUAGCAUGGUCAUGCAGGCAGCUGCCCUAGGUUCUUCGAUUGGAACAGCGAUUGUUGGAGGGCUGAUCACAGGUUUGAUUCUCAGGUUCAUUGUCCGUGUACAGCCAACUACAGAAUUCUUCUUUGAUGACUCUGUUUAUUGGGAGUUUCUACCUCUUUACUCCAUUGGCAUUUUCCCCAGAUUAUUUCCUGCAAAGCUUAAGAGGGAUAGAUAUUUUGAUGUGUUCAAUGGGAUUUUCAGGGAAAACAGGUUUGGUGAAGAGAAUGUAGUCAGGGUCCCCAUGGGGAAAGAAGUUGACGAUGAAUGA